CAGUUGUUUGUGUCGACUCAAUGAGACUCCAAACUUUCAUCUUUGAAAUUUUUCGCAGCCCCGAAGUGCCAGCGAUUUUGUCACAUUCAGAAUCGACUAAACAGUAAAAUAAAGAAGAAAACUGCUGUUCACGCCACAUCAUGCAGGUUUGCGCCCGCAAAUGAUGUGUUUAGCUGAUAUUUUACUUGUGAUAGGUGUCAUUCUCGUUCAGGUAACAGCAAGGGACAUUGCUUCUAUGGACCUCAAAAAACUCAGUUUCAAGGAUACGGAUGCUAUGAUUAACUUCAUCAACAAUGCUCAGUCAUCAUGGAUAGCAGGGAAAAACUUCCCUGACGACAUAUCUGAGGACUACUUAAAAAGGAUUUCUUCAGCUCCCGUCCCGCAGAUUGACCGGCUACCAAAACUUCCGAUUUUUGAUGAUUUUGAUGAUUCGGAAGCUGAAUUGGGGGACAGUUACGGGAUAUCCGAUCCACCCGCAGAAUUUGACGCCAGAAAACAGUGGGCCAACUGCCCGAGUGUCUCUCAUGUCUACGACCAAGGAAAUUGUGGAUCUUGUUGGGCUGUUGCCGUGGCCUCCGUGAUCACUGACAGAAUAUGCAUCAAUACUAAGGGUGCCUCGAACGACUGGAUCUCAUCAUGGGAGAUUGCGUCCUGCUGUGUAGAAGAUGAGUGCGGUACCGGGUGUUUUGGAGGUUAUGCCAGCAAAGCUUUUGAAUUCUACGUGAAGCACGGAGUGGUAACCGGUGGUGAAUUUGGUAGCAAUGAGGGCUGUAUGCCGUAUAUGGUUAAACCUUGCUCUCAUCACGUGGUAGGAAAAUAUCCAGACUGCCGCUCAUAUAACAAUACAGUUCUUCCGACCUGUCAAAAGCAGUGCAUCAACCCGAACUACAAAAUAUCCAUGGACAAGGACCGACAUUUUGGUAAACGUUCUUAUGCAGUAAAAGUUGCAAAUCUAAAGAAGGAAUUGAGUGAAAAAGGUCCUGUCACAAUGUGGUUCAACGUAAAUGAAGAUUUCCGUCUUUAUAAAUCCGGAGUAUACUUCCAUGUAACUGGCGCAAAAGUUGGAGGGCACAUUGUGAGGGUGCUUGGCUAUGGUACAGAGAACGGUAUCAAUUACUGGUUGUGCGCGAACUCCUGGAACCCAGAGUGGGGUGACAAAGGACUGUUUAAAAUCAAGAGUGGCUCCAAUGAAAGUGGAUGUGAAGAAUUUCUUUUUGCAGCUGAGCCGAAAGUCAAAACUUAACCAAACAUUAUUCAUUUAACACAUUUAAAUCUUGCUACACGAAAUAUGAGACAAUUUUUAUUUUGAGUGUUGUAGUAAAACAUUAUCAUCUACAGAACUAAUCCACGAGGACAUUGCAAACAACUUACAAUUUGCGUAAAUCCUUUCUUAAAGAUUUCUCAUGUUUCAUUAUACAUGCAGAGUAAAGAACAAAUUAACCGCGAAGAUGUUUUUAAAUAAUUACAGCUAUCGAUGAUCUAAUCAAAUAAGUUACGUUAUAGUUACGACCCAACCAGCCCCGUUUUACUCUGUUAAACUCCGCGUUUACUACCAUAUUUUUGAUGUAAAACGACAAAAUAAUUUUGUAAAAUUAGUAAUAAUUAGGGAGUAAAUAAACCCCCUGACCGUUUUGCGGUUACUCUUAUGAUUCUAUGGUAUACUAGAAUAAUAUGAAAUGGAAAAAUAGUGAAAUUGGCCUGAGCAAAAUCGCUCUCAUAGAAAUACAUAUGAGUCUUCUUUGCACUCAGUUCUUUAAAUAUAUUUAAAAACCCUGCCUUAAA
Messenger RNA from Bemisia tabaci, 1782 nucleotides. Its product is annotated as cathepsin B. Lineage: Eukaryota; Metazoa; Arthropoda; Insecta; Hemiptera; Aleyrodidae. Gene Ontology annotation, molecular function: cysteine-type endopeptidase activity. Gene Ontology annotation, biological process: regulation of catalytic activity; proteolysis. The record is from RefSeq and is a predicted model, not a curated record.